AUGACAGGCUGGCUGACCUCAGACCUGCACCUCCGCACACCACCACCCACAUACUGCUCCAGUAUAAAACCUGCAGCCCAUCCUCAGCCUCUGCUCUCCGGACAUCUGCCUGCACUCGCACAACAGUUCAACAGACAGGUGAAGAUGACUGACCUGGAGACCUCGAUGGCCACCAUCAUCGCUGUGUUCCAAAAGUAUUCGGAGAGAGAAGGAGACAAGCACAAACUGAAGAAGGGUGAGCUGAAGGACCUGCUUCACGACGAGCUCCCAGAUCUGAUGGCGAGUGUGACCGACCAGGCCGCACUGGACAGCCUGAUGGAAAGCCUGGACGCCGACGGCGACGCCGAGUGCAACUUUCAGGAGUUCAUGGCAUUCAUCGCCACAGUUACCGUCUGUUGCCACGAGUUCUUCAAGGAUGAGCAUGAAUAAGGAGGCGGCAACAGCCGCCAAGACAAAGGGGAGCCACAGUACAUUAUAAAGAAGCAGAAGCC
Archocentrus centrarchus (flier cichlid) is the source of this 491-nucleotide messenger RNA. RefSeq names its product S100 calcium binding protein, beta (neural) (gene s100b). Lineage: Eukaryota; Metazoa; Chordata; Actinopteri; Cichliformes; Cichlidae. Bases 1 to 429 code for a protein of 142 amino acids. Gene Ontology annotation, biological process: positive regulation of canonical NF-kappaB signal transduction; positive regulation of cell population proliferation. The transcript has 3 exons. The record is from RefSeq and is a predicted model, not a curated record. Gene Ontology annotation, cellular component: nucleus; cytoplasm. Gene Ontology annotation, molecular function: S100 protein binding; calcium ion binding; RAGE receptor binding.